Molecule: messenger RNA, 926 nt
Organism: Rotaria sp. Silwood1
Lineage: Eukaryota; Metazoa; Rotifera; Eurotatoria; Philodinida; Philodinidae
Source: the annotation of a GenBank genome assembly
AUGAACAUUUAUAAUAAUACUCCAUUAAUAUUACAAGGUAUGAUUGCAGGAAGACGAACACAACUACUUAUCGAUUCUGGAGCAUCGCUCACAUUAAUUAAUCUUCAAUUCUUUCGACGAUUGCCACGGUAUUAUCGUCAAAGAGCAUAUCCCCCUCCAUCCAAUUUAUGUCUUCAAUUGGCGGAUAGAUCACAACUCGAUGUUAAAUAUGCAUUAUCACUCCCAAUAACCAUCUCCAACUCAACUCGUGUACAUAAAGUCUACGUGGUCCCAAAAUUAUGGCGUUCGUGUAUUAUUGGUAAUGAUUUAAUACGUGAACACAAUCUUCAAAUAGAUGGUGGACAACAAUAUGCAUACUUCAAAGCGAAGAAAAAAAAUACACAUCUGCAACAGGAAAGAAAAGAAACAAUUAAGAACGAUGAUGAAUAUGUGUUGAUUGCCAAUGAGCGUGUCAAGAUUUCACCAUUUCAUGCAUUUAACAUUGAAGUUAAACCAAAUAAACCAUUCUCAAUUAUAGAAGAAGAUGACAGAGAUGAAUAUGAAGUAUCAUCAAUGAAAGAAACUCCACGUGUAGCCAACGGCAUUAUUACACCAUGUGAACACAUGACACUGCAGGUGGCUAAUCUAACGGAAAGAACGAUUAUGAUCUAUAAAAAUCAACCGCUGGCGACAAUGACUCGUCUUAAUCAAAUUCAAUUAAAUAUGAUGCAACAUGGAACAAUAUCAUCAGCAACAAAACAAACGACGUCAAAAACAGACAGUGAUGUAAGUUUAAUCAACACUGAUUUAGACGAACAACAAAAAGAACAAAUAAAACAACUUAUUCAGCAAUUUCCGGAUGUGUUUAACGAACAACCAGGAAGAACAAAAAAAACACAACAUCAAAUUAAUUUAGUUCCAGGGGCACAGCCGUUUAAUUCACCACC